Molecule: messenger RNA, 2418 nt
Organism: Hydractinia symbiolongicarpus
Lineage: Eukaryota; Metazoa; Cnidaria; Hydrozoa; Anthoathecata; Hydractiniidae
Product: WD repeat-containing and planar cell polarity effector protein fritz homolog
Exons: 26
Coding region: 50-2200 (716 amino acids)
Biological process (GO): cilium organization; establishment of protein localization; nervous system development
Cellular component (GO): axonemal basal plate
Molecular function (GO): protein binding
Source: RefSeq, a predicted model, not a curated record
UAUCCGGGUAGUAAACAAACUAAGUUUUAAUACUUUUACUUAAAUUGGCAUGUCCGGUUUUCUUGCUUUAUUUCACAUCUGGUCAACAAGACGAAACUUGCAACCUCAAGCUGUUCAACAUCCAGGAAUACAUUCAUAUCAUGAGAAAAGUUCAGGUUCAGAUAUUGAUCCAUAUAGUGAUGUAAAAAGAAAAUAUGUUGAAGGACGAGGUACACCAUGGUUUUUAAGCAACAAACGUCCUGAAAGAUUAAGGGAAAAUUUAAAUGAGUUGGAGGAGUUGUUGGAAAGUCAGUAUAUAGCCUGUGUGUCCUGGAGAAACACAAGAAAUCUGCAGUUUGUGUUGUCGAAUACAGUACUUGUCUCCAUCUCAAUUGCUGCUGAUUCUCCAGAUAUUGAAAAAAUAGUAAUUGACAAAACACUGGUUGGAAAAUUUUCAGAAUAUAUUUUUGAUGGUGUAAUGGAAGAAAAUUACAUGUUUUUUUCACUGUUGGAAAAAUCAAAACUUAUGGUUGUAAAUUAUUCUAAAAAGAUCUACAAUGAAAGAAGAGACAUGGAGAAAAUUAGUUUUUAUGAACCAAAGGUGACUAUGAUAGAUAUACCUGGUCCAAGCGGCAGAAGAGUAAAAAGACAUUGUCUACGUAAUAUACAAUCAAAUCUGCUUUGUGUUUGGUGGACUAGUUCAGGUGCAGAAGCAUGGCCAUGGUCUCCACUGGCUUCUGAUGCAGACAGAGCAAACAUUGUGCUGUUAUCAAUGACUACAAUAUCAAGUGUGUUUACGAUUGAUGUUCAGGCUUAUACAAGAACUGAUGGUGAAUUACUUGAUGUGAUUUUCAGCCACACUCAACCAAAUCAAGUUUUAACUGUUGAGCAAUCUCAGUCAUCUAGUUCCAAGUAUUUAGUCGAAUCUUGUGUUUACGAAUUAUCCGGUACAAAAUUUUCUAAAAUCAGCAACACGCCAAUUCCAAUAAAAUCAAAAAUUAUUUGUCAAUGCAGGAAUCAUCUUCAAAAUAAAAUAGUGCUGGUAUCGUCAAAUGGUUCACUAAUAUUAUGGAAUGAAUAUCACCAAAAAGCUAAAACAGUAAAAUCUGCUUUUGUUUCAAAUUAUAUUUCUUGGCAUCCAGCUGAUUAUCUCUUUCUUCUUUCAAAUGUUAAAGGUGAUAUUCAGAUCUUCGAUAUAGCUUUAAAUUGUUUGUGUGUUCAACUGAUAUCUGAUGUGAUGGAUUCUCAACGUUAUUUAUGUUUGUCUCAAUACUUCUUCUCUUCACCAAAACUAAAGAAAGUAUGUUGGGCUCUUGAUAGUGGACUGGGUCCAACUCCAGACGCCGUUUCCUGCAGUGACGACAUAUUUCUUGUUUUUGAAAGAGGACCAGUGGGUCUGUUGCGUCUUGAACUUGGUGUGUGUACGCAAGGACAAAUCACACCAGUGGAACUUGUUUGUGAAUAUACGAAGCACGAUCAACUGGAAGAGGGUGUGGCUUUGUUAGGUGCGUUAAAUUGGAACACGAAUGGUGUAGUUUGUUUUCACUGUUUGGUGUUGCUGACUGAUCAUUUGUUUCGACAACCUUUCAAUAAAGACGUUGAAGGAUGUAUUGAAGAAGCGUUGGGAAGUUUUUACGCACCUGUGAGACCACUCGUAGAAAAUACCAUUUUACAAUAUAGGGAUGAUAUCAGCAGAAUUGCUCGAAGAUUUUUUCAUCAUUUGUUGAGACACAAAAGAUUUGAAAAAGCUUUCUUACUUGCGGUUGAUAUUGGAUCCAAAGAUUUAUUUAUGGAUAUCCAUUAUUUGGCAGUGGAUGAAGAGAAAUUGGAUUUAGCGGAAGCUUCAAAACAACGAGCGCUGCAGAUUCACUAUCUCGAAAAAAAUGAAGGCUUAAGUGACGUGCCAUCAGAUUAUUUGUCGGAAGAAAUAAACACUGACCAUUUAAUCGAAAUUAACCGUCAAAUACAAAAUGUAAACAUCAACGGAUUGGCGUCAAAUGACAGUCAGCCACGCCGUCGGCGACAAGUAAAAGAAGAAUAUGAAGAUGAACCCGUGCGAUAUAAUUUUGAAGAUUCAGAUGACGAUAAAGUAGAAGACGAUCCGGUGGCAUGGGCACUAGCAAGUCGCUCAGGACAACUUCCUACAAACGGACGACAAUCCGAUAGACAGCAGAAUGGUGUUGCUGAUGAUCUCAAACUGGUUCAUUUUGGAAAUGUGUGACCAAAGUUAGUUGAAAUUCAACUUGCUGAUAAUCUUAAACUUGCUCUCUUUGGAAAUGUGUGACUAAUGUUGAUUGAACUUCAACUCACGACCAAUACAAAUUUGUGUGUGUGUACACUUUUAUUUAUUUUUUAAUGAGAUUUAUAUAUUUAUAUAUAUAUUUUUAAAACAAUUUGUAAUUUUGUAAAUAUGAGAAUAACUUGGUGGUGGUGACAACA